Molecule: messenger RNA, 6237 nt
Organism: Linum tenue
Lineage: Eukaryota; Viridiplantae; Streptophyta; Magnoliopsida; Malpighiales; Linaceae
Source: the annotation of a GenBank genome assembly
GGGGCAAGGUGAGAGGUGGCUUUUCCAUUUCAUCGAUGGAACUGUGGUGGAUGGGAAACAUCAAAGUAGCAGUAGCUUAGUGACCGCAGGUGCCGAUAGAAAGUCUGGAAAACGUAAGCCAAGGCGAUCCCUGUCCUAACCCCUGAAGAUCAUCUGUCCUAGUAUAGUCAAGGAAAUGCCACAAAUUCAAGAACGUGCGUUGACACACAUGGGCGGCCACUGCAGACUGCAGUCAAUGGGUUCGAGUAUGGACUUUAUAAUCUUUGAGAUAGCACAACGUAUAGCCCGCCCCUGCGGAUUCAUAGAGUUCAAAUGGGACAUUCCUGCACUGCAAUUAUCAUGGAUGCAGGCAAGUUCCUUCUCUAUUCUCUCCUUCUAUUUCUACAGGCCCAACUUUGUAGUCCGGAUGAUAGCAUAGCCAUGAACCAGACCAUCAGAGAUGGAGAAUUUCUCGUUUCUAAAGGUGCUAACUUUGCUUUGGGGUUUUUCAGUCCCGGCAGAUCUAGUUACAGAUAUGUUGGGAUAUGGCAUCAUAGAGUGCGAGAAAGAACUGUGGUAUGGGUAGCCAAUAGGAAUGAGCCACUCAAGGACUCAUCGGGAGAGUUGUCACUUAAUCAAUUUGGCGACCUGGUCAUAUUUGGCCAUUCUUACCAGAACAUUCCAGCAUGGUCGACGAAUGUUUCUGCUGAGGUAAUGGAUUUUCGCUUUGCUAAGCUCUUGGAUUCUGGAAACUUGGUUCUGAUUCAAGGUCAAUCUAAUAGAGUUGUGUGGCAAAGUUUUGAUCAUCCCACCAAUACCCUUCUCAGUGGAAUGAAACUUGGAAUGAACCGUGAUAAGGGUCUCAACUGGUUCCUGUCAUCAUGGGCAUCAGCAGAUAAUCCUGGUACAGGUGAUUACUCGCUUCAGCUCAACCCAAAUGGCUCACCUCAGUUCUUUUUGUACAAGGGUAAAACCCACUACCUUCGUACUUCUCCAUGGCCUUGGAAAAAAUACCCUGAUGUAUACAAUUACACCUUUGCUAGAAUGGAAGAUGAGAUAUACUUUCAUUUCUCCAUUGACGAUCCCUCCGUUAUGGUCAGAUUUGUGUUGGAUGACUCUGGAAUGUUCAAACGAUUCUCUUGGCAUGUAAGUGAGGGCAGAUGGAAAGAGUUCUGGUCAGUGCCAAAGCACAGGUGUGACUUCUAUGGACAAUGUGGUGCCUAUGGUGUAUGCGACCCUCUCAACGUUAAUGCGUUUGAAUGCCACUGUUUGCCAGCGUAUGAGCCCAAGUCUCCUAGGGACUGGUCUUUGAGGGAUGGAUCAGCUAUUUGGGUUCACACAAGUUCAAGCAAGGUGGACUGUGAACGGAAGUGCCUGAAGAAUUGUUCUUGCACCGCAUAUGCUAGCAUAAAGAACGGUGGGGAAGCAAGUAGCUGCCUGCAUUGGAAUGGGGAAUUAGUGGACACAACAAACCGUGAAAGUUUUGAUGGCCAUGAUCUCUAUGUCCGUGUUGAUGCAUUUGAAUUAGCUGAGAAUUUGAUGAGAUCUCGCAGCUUCUUUAGGAGGAAACGGAUGCAGCUGAUGCUAGUAACUUCUGUUUCUUUCACAUGGUCUGUCAUUCUUGUAGUGCUCCUAUGGCUCAGAAAGCGAAAAAGAAAAGGUAGGGGGCAAGGGCUCAACAUAUUAUUUGACAGUGAAGGGAGCAGGUACAGUGAUAAUGGGGCGAACAUGUAUGUUGGAAGCAGUGAUCUCACUAUUUUCAGCCUCACUGCUAUAAGUGCAGCCACUGCUGACUUCUCUCCAGCUAAAACACUUGGACAAGGUGGUUUUGGCUCAGUUUUUAAGGGUCAGCUACCUCAUGGACAGCAGAUUGCUGUCAAAAGACUUUGCAAAAAUUCAGGUCAAGGGAUUGAAGAAUUCAAAAACGAGGUCAGAAUUAUAGCAAAGCUCCAGCACAGGAAUCUAGUGAAACUACUUGGCUGCUGCACAGAACGAGAUGAACAAAUACUAGUAUAUGAGUAUAUGCCUAACAAAAGUUUAGAUUCUUUUCUCUUUGAUGAAAGGACAAAACAGUCUCUGGAUUGGAGAAAACGAGUGGAAAUAGUUUUGGGGGUUGCCCGUGGAAUCCUCUAUCUGCACCGAGACUCGAGGUUUCGAAUAAUCCACAGGGAUUUGAAAGCAAGCAACAUUCUUUUGGAUGAACAGAUGAAUCCAAAAAUUUCAGAUUUCGGACUAGCCAAAAUGUACAAAGGCGAAGACAUUCCAGAGAAAACAGCUAGAGUUGUUGGUACAUACGGCUAUAUGUCACCAGAAUAUGCAGUCUUUGGAAAAUUCUCCACUAAGUCUGAUGUCUUUAGCUUCGGGGUAAUUUUUUUGGAGACUAUUAGUGGGAGGAAGAUUAGUGCCUUCUGCAGGGAGGAUCCAUCCCUGAACUUGAUAGGACAUGUAUGGGAGUUAUGGAGAGAAAACAGAGCAUUAGAGAUAAUUGAUUCGUCAAUUAUGGAGUCAUGUGUUCCAAGUGAAGCCUUGAGGUGCAUUCAGAUAGCACUGUUGUGUGUGCAAGAAGAUCCAAAGGACCGGCCAGAUAUGUUAGCAGUUAUUCGGUGGUUGAACGGUGAAGCUUCUCUUCCUUCCCCUGACCAGCCCGCCUUUGUUCUGAGAAAAUAUUGCAAGGAUCAACAGUUUUCACUGAAGGGAGAAAUCAUCCCCGAGGAUACCUUUUCUCUCCCUUUUGUAACCUGUUGAUUUGCAGAAUCCAUGCUCACCAGCCUCGAAGUUUUUCCUCAAAGAGAAGAGGAUAUGUCAUCGUCGACUUCCCGACUCUUCCCAGCAAAGGGGACAUGACAAAAUGAUGCCAUCCAUCCUUGACUGAGGACCCCCCAUUACUGUCUGCCGGAAAAAGUUGAAAUCAACUAAUGAGAUAUGUGUGGUUCCGUGCCUCUGGGCUCUGAGCAUAUCCCAUCUCUCAAAUAACUACAGGAAUUGACGGCUAACGGAGACAGCAAAACACCACUCCUCUACAAAAUUUAAAGACCGUCACUGUUAGUUGUCACUUGUAAGUGCUGAAGGCUGGUGCCCAAUUUUGGAUAUGAACUCAAUAAAUUGUUCAACUGAAUCUGUUAUGAGGUGAAUGCAUGGCGGCCAUUAAAUGAGAGAGUUUCGAGUAUCCUGCAAAAUCAUGACGGGGUUCACGGUGAUCCAUAGAUGCGUUCUGCUUUCCACGUUUCUAACCUUACAAUUACUUCUUUGUAUCACUGCUACAGACACUCUGGAAGCUAACCAAAUAAUCGAAGAUGGUAGCCUUCUCAUCUCCAAAGGUGGUAAAUUUGCCUUGGGAUUUUUCCAUCCAGGUCAUUCUAGCAGCAGCAACAGAUCAUAUCUUGGAAUCUGGUACCAUAAAGUAACACCACAAACCGUGGUGUGGGUAGCAAACAGGAACAGUCCCGUCAACAGAACUUCUGGAGUUCUCGCUCUUGAUGGCCAUGGCUGCCUUGUUCUCUACAGUAGCCAUGACCAAAGAAGGGUCCCCUUGUGGUCUGCUAAUGCAACCUCUUCUGUGGAUACCUAUGUGGCUCAGCUGUUGGAUUCAGGGAAUCUGGUCUUGCUCCAAGGUUUGCCAGAACAACGCAGAAUGGUGUGGCAAAGCUUUGAUUAUCCCACAGAUACCGCACUCCCGGGAAUGAGAAUUGGUUUGAAUCUGAGAACCGGUUUUGAUCGGAACUUGACAUCAUGGAGAUCACCCGAUGACCCGGGAAUUGGCAACUACUCUUUCCAGGUCCACCCAAACGGCUCCCCACAGUUCUUCCUUUACCAGAAGCCAAAUGGGAACCACUAUUGGCGCAGCGGGUCAUGGCCGUGGGCGCACUUCCCUGAUCUAUACAACUACACUUUUGUCAACGGAGAAGAUGAAGUUUACUUCUCUUUCACGGUUGGCGAUGAAAAUCUUCUGUUAAGAAUAGUGGUUGAUGAUACAGGAACCAUGAAGCGAUUGAGGUGGCAUGAGAAUGACGAGAGAUGGAAGGAGUACUGGUCGGCGCCCAAGUCCAGAUGUGAUUACUAUGGACAGUGUGGUGUUAACAGCUUAUGUGAUCCGAAUAAUGUCAAUAGCUUUGAGUGCACUUGUUUACCUGGUUAUGAACCGAGGUCGCCAGGUAGCUGGCGCCUUAGGGAUGGAUCAGCAGGAUGUGUCAGGAAGCGGUUAAAACCUUCCUCAUUCUGUGAACGUGGAGAAGGGUUCUUGAGAUUGGAUAAUAUAAAGGUUCCCGACACUUCAGCUGCUGUUUGGGUUAGCAGGAGCAUGACUCAAGCUGCCUGUGAAGAGGCCUGCAGAAGUAAUUGUUCAUGUUCUGCUUAUUCAAGGAGGUAUCUUGAAGGGAAGGAAAAGGGAUGCUUGGCAUGGUAUGGGGAACUAAAUGACACUGUUAUAUUUCUUGACAGUGGUGAUGAUCUAUUCGUGAGAGUUGAUUCACAUGAAUUGGCUGAGAAUCUGAGGAAAUUAUCUGGUGAUGAUGCUGUGGUGAAGGUUAAGCUGGCAAUUGUUGUGCCAUCUGUUGCUUCAGUUUUGUUUGCCAUGUCGAUAUUUGUCUAUUUCAGGCUUCGGAGCUGGAAACGGGAGAGAGGUAAGAAUCAGAAGAGCAGAUGGAUCAAAAGAGUAUUUGAUUCUGCUGGCGGUUCGAAUUCCUCUACGGGCAGUUUGGCUGCAACGGUACUUGGAGCAAACACCAUUUAUCCGGAGCUACCAUUUUUUGAUUUGCGUGAAAUUAUGACAGCCACUCAGAAUUUCUCUCCGGCUAACAAAGUUGGUCAAGGUGGUUUUGGGGAAGUUUACAAGGGUCAGCUAACAAAUGGGGAAGAGGUGGCAGUAAAAAGACUAUCUAGAAGUUCAGGUCAAGGAAUUGAAGAGCUGAAGAACGAAGUGGUGUUGAUUGCCAGGCUGCAACACAGGAAUCUUGUGAAGCUUCUUGGGUGCUGCAUUGAGGAUGAAGAACAGUUGCUUGUUUAUGAGUACUUGCCAAACAAAAGCUUGGACUCGUUCCUCUUUGUUUUGGCAGAUGAGAGGAGGAGCCCUUUACUAGAGUGGAGGAUCAGAUUCAACAUCCUCGUGGGGAUUGCUCGUGGGAUAUUGUACCUUCACCAGGACUCGAGGUUCAGAAUAAUACACCGGGAUCUGAAAAGCAGCAAUGUUCUCUUGGAUGCAGAGAUGAAUCCAAAAAUUUCAGACUUCGGCUUGGCUAAGAUAUUUGACAGCGAUCACACCCAAAACAAGACAAGCAGAGUUGUUGGAACAUAUGGCUACAUGUCUCCAGAAUACGCAGUGUUCGGGAAGUUUUCAGUGAAAUCCGAUGUGUUCAGCUUCGGUGCCAUACUACUGGAGGUGGUAAGCGGCAAGAGGAUCAAUUGCUUUCUCCACGAGGCAGCUCCACGGACAUGGAUCGGACAUGUAUGGAACUUAUGGAGUGAGAAGAGGGUGUUGGAGAUCAUGGAUCCUUCAUUGAAGGAAUGCUAUGUUGCCGAGGAAGCUCUGCGGUGCAUCCAGUUGGGGCUGUUGUGCGUUCAGGAAGAUGCAAUGGACAGACCAAACAUGUCAGCAGUUGUUCUGAUGCUGAACAGCGAGACACCGAUUCCAUCUCCGAAACAACCGGCUUUCGUUUUCAGGCGACCUGGGGCGGAUGCCAAUUCGGUGAUGGCCGGUGGUGGUGAUCCUUGUUCCAUCAACGAUCUGACUCUAACAGGGGUGGUGUCGCGGUAGAGAGAACUACAAGUCACUUGCAGUUGUGGGGAGACAUAGAAGUAGAGUGUACAUUGCUUCUGUUCUGUCUCAUAUUUCGUAGGAGAAAGAGAGUUGAGGCAAUAGUUUCAUACCAUAAAAAUGCGCAAAUGCAUAAUUAAUGCUUGUGCCCCGUAACCUGGGGUGGGCAUUGGGUGAGUCGGGUGGAUUUUGACCAUAAAAUACAUCCAUCCGCGCUUAAACGGAUUGAUAAUUUUUAACCCACUACCCACCCACAUAUAGUCUCGGGUUGGGUCGGGCGGAUGGUGGAUGAUUUGGGUGGGUUUGUGGGUUCACCCACAUCACAAUGUAUAUAAUAUAAAGAAGUCAACUUGACAUGAUAAUAGGCGAAUAGAGUUAUUUGGGGAAACAAGAAGAUGAAAUAGAGUGAAAAAUGUUGAAUUAGUUCUUAAAAUGGAUAGAAAGUCCAUUAUGAAAGAGUUUUCUACAGAUUGAGAUGAUUAUCAGGUGCAAGGAACUAAGAAAAAUAA